Molecule: messenger RNA, 438 nt
Organism: Rotaria sp. Silwood1
Lineage: Eukaryota; Metazoa; Rotifera; Eurotatoria; Philodinida; Philodinidae
Source: the annotation of a GenBank genome assembly
AUGUCUACAUCAUAUACAACAACAUCAGCACCUACACAUGAUGUAAGCUCUCGCCGUUUUGAUGCUAUUAUUCGCGAAUAUAAGCAGUCAAUAAAGAAAAAACGACAUCAAUUAAAUCGAUUAAAACGAAACGAACUAUCAGAUCUUAUUGUUAAACUUCGUCAAGAAUUAUUUACUGAAACAUCACAAGUAUUAUCAGAUAGUGAUAGAUCAGAUGAUGAAGAUGACAAACAACAUAAUGAUAAUCAAAUUUUAGAGCAACUUUUAAGCCGAACAUUAGAUCAAAAUGAUUUCUUAUUAAGAUUAGUUGACCGUUUAACAACACCACAACCUGCAGAGCAGAACAAUACACAUAAUUUAGAUGUGAAUGCAAUUUUGAAAGUGAUAUUAGCUGUUAUGAUUUUAUGGGCGUUAAAUAUAUUAUAUCAUAAAGAAUAA